Molecule: messenger RNA, 1753 nt
Organism: Anoplophora glabripennis (Asian longhorned beetle)
Lineage: Eukaryota; Metazoa; Arthropoda; Insecta; Coleoptera; Cerambycidae
Product: lysyl oxidase homolog 3-like
Exons: 6
Coding region: 182-1654 (490 amino acids)
Biological process (GO): peptidyl-lysine oxidation
Cellular component (GO): membrane
Molecular function (GO): protein-lysine 6-oxidase activity; copper ion binding
Source: RefSeq, a predicted model, not a curated record
UCUGAAUACAUGACUAUAUUUGUUGUCUAUGCAACAUUAUAAUUGCUUAUUAAUAACUGAUAAAUAACUUAAGAGCAGAAAGGUCAACUAUUAUGUCAUCCGAGUGAUGAAAAAUAUGUCACCACAUGUGUUAACUAGAUUAGAUACUUUAUAAUUUAGAUCAGUUGCAAUUAAGAUUACCAUGGUAGCAAUACAUAGAUUUAUAAUCACUUUUUCCGUUCUUCUGCUUCUGUCUUACAUUUUAUGUGAGUCUCCUGAAGAAGCAAAAAAGAAAAGAGCGCUUCUUAUUAAGAAACACUUGAAACGUCUUAAAAAGGUGAACGGUGCAAUCAAAUUAGUGGGAGGAAGGGGAGAAUUUGAAGGAAAUGUAGAAAUUCUACACGAAGGAUCAUGGGGUGCAAUUUGUGACGACGAAUGGGACAUAAAUGAAGCAAAAAUUAUUUGUAAACAAUUGGAAUAUCCUCCUAGUGAUGUACAGCCUACAGCGAACUCAUAUUUUGGACCAGCUAGACGCCGUUACUGGAUGGAUAAUGUGUACUGUGAUGGAACAGAAGAAGAAAUAUCUUUAUGCAGAUUUGAUGGUUGGGGACAAAAUGAUUGCACUUCAACCGAAGCUGCUGGAGUUAUUUGUGCAGAGCCUGAGGAAUCUCAGGAACAAAAAGAUAUUGAUCAUAAAAUAUCAAUGAUGAAACUUCCAGCAAACUUGAAAAUCCGUUUAAGAGGUGGAAGAAUAGCAACAGAAGGAAGAGUGGAAAUUCAGAAUAAUGGAGGAAAAUGGGAAGUAAUUUGUGGUGAUGGAUGGUCUCUUUUGGAAGCUUUGGUUGUAUGCAAGUCUCUUUCAUUAGGAUAUGCUAGUGAUGCAAUGCAAACAGACUUCUUUGGUGGAAAUUUGACUGAUAAAAGUUUGGGAGGCAUUAAAUGUUUUGGUAAUGAAACAUCUCUCAGUCACUGUCUUUAUAACGAACAUGUGACUGGUAAAUGCACAAGCCAAGAUGUUGCUGCUCUUUCUUGUACACAGACCAUGUCAGAUUUAGUUAUAGAUCACAUAGAUCUAAUGAGAACGGCCCAUUUGGAAGAUAAACAGAUGUUCUUUCUUCAGUGUGCCAUGGAGGAGAAUUGUGUAGCAUCCACUGCUUAUGAGAUACAGAAAGAGAAUGAUGCCUGGCAUUUGGAAACGAGAAGAUUGCUUAGAUUCACAGCUAGAAUUUUUAAUGCUGGGAAUGCUGAUUUCCGUCCUGCUAUUCCAAAACAUCUCUGGGAAUGGCACAUGUGUCACAUGCACUACCACAGUAUGGAAGUGUUUGCUACUUUUGAUAUAUACAACAAUAAAGGAGAGCGAGUAGCUGAAGGACACAAAGCAUCUUUUUGCUUGGAGGAUAAUCAGUGUUUACCAGGAGUUCAACCAAAAUAUGCUUGUGCAAAUUACGGGGACCAAGGAAUAUCCGUGAAUUGUUCAGAUAUAUACAAAUACACUGUUGAUUGCCAAUGGGUGGACAUUUCGGAUUUGGAUCCUGGAAAAUAUAGUUUAAAGGUUGCAGUAAAUCCUGAAUUCAAAGUUCCUGAAAUGUCGUUUGAAAAUAAUGCUGCUGUUUGCGAUUUUUAUUAUUCUGAAACAUAUGGCAGUGUUACGAAUUGUACUGUACAAAGGCCAUGAAUUUAUACAUUAUUUUGUGAAAUAAUUAAUUGUAUUAUGUCGAAUUAGUAUUAUUUUUAGAAAUGUUUAGCUGUUCAUAACCUAUAUAACUAAAUAAUU